Molecule: messenger RNA, 4188 nt
Organism: Pecten maximus
Lineage: Eukaryota; Metazoa; Mollusca; Bivalvia; Pectinida; Pectinidae
Product: ectonucleoside triphosphate diphosphohydrolase 2-like
Exons: 12
Coding region: 115-1980 (621 amino acids)
Biological process (GO): nucleoside diphosphate catabolic process
Cellular component (GO): plasma membrane
Molecular function (GO): GDP phosphatase activity; UDP phosphatase activity
Source: RefSeq, a predicted model, not a curated record
CCAUGGCGGCCCGGGUUGUUGACGGAAGUCACUGAUACGCUCGGAAGAAAAUAGUCACAUGUCUGUACGACUGAAGAUAUGGAAUUUAUCUGACGAGUUGUGUGACAAAGUACCAUGGAGGAAGUAGAAGUGACAGUUCACAGCAGACUGCCCGAGGGGGAACCACAGGGGACAUUUCACGUGGUUUUAGGGGAAACGUCUUCUGUCAGCCUUCUGAUUCGUAAAAUUUGUCAUGAUAAUGCUAUUCCACUGAAGAGUUCUUACGUGUUGCGGGACAAAAAUGGAUCUGACAUACGAUGGUCAACAUCAGUUCAGGAAAAUGUAAUGGCGAAUGGGAAAGAAUUUUAUCUGUGGGAUACUGCUGAGGAGGUGAAGACUUCUGGGCAGAAAUGUAGCUGUAACAUUUGGUGGUUCAUUGGUGGAUUAAGUUUGUUCAUUGGAGGCGUUGGUCUUGUUGCCAUUAUUGUCAUGUUUCUGCAAAACGGGAAAACUGAAUAUGAGUAUGGUGUAGUGAUGGACGCUGGAUCCAGCCACACAACAUUGUACAUUUAUAAAUGGUCCGGUGAGAAAUACAAAGACACAGCUCGUGCUGUACAAGUUAACACUCCCUGUAAAGUUGAAGGGCCGUCUAUAUCAACCUAUGUUAGUAAUCCUCAGGCCCUUGCCAAGCCUUUGGAAGCAUGUUUAGAGAAUGCUAAAGAUACAGUACCUGCGGACAAACAUUCAUCCACGCCCAUCUACCUAGGAGCCACGGCGGGCAUGCGACUCCUUCAUGCCGUCAACAGCAGUCAGAGUGAUGCCAUUUUGUCUGUUGUCCGAAGUACUAUAAAGAAAUACCCAUUCAUGUUUAAAAACAAGACACAACAGGCUCGUAUAAUCUCUGGGGAGGAGGAGGGACUUUUCUCCUGGGUGACAAGUAACUAUGUCACCGGAUCGUUUGGUGUGAAAAAGCCGACUUUACAAGGAAUAGAUAACUCAUGGCAGAUGUCUGCCACGGGAGACGGAACUGUAGGGGCCAUGGACCUAGGUGGCGCUUCUACCCAGAUGACCUUUUAUCCUGGUCAGAUUUCCAUGCCUCCCUCGUACGAACAAGACCUGAUGCUGUACGGGAUGAAUUACUCCGUGUACACUCACAGUUACCUGUGCUAUGGAGUUAAUGAGAUUACAAGGAAGUACCGUGCCCUUCUCAUCAAGAACCAGAACUACAGUGAGACGGUGACCAACCCCUGUGGCCCACUGGGUAAAAACAUCACUGUCUCCUACGUGGAUGUGUUUGAGGCACCUUGUACCAGCGACUCGAGACCAUCAGGCAUAGACAGAAAUACAACCUAUGUGUUUGAGGGACGGAGUGACGAUUUAUCAUGUCACAUGGCAGUCCAACAGCUCUUUAACUUAACAGACAUCUGUCCUCAUCCUCCAUGUACAUUUAACGGUACCUACCAACCGAAGGUGUACGGUAAAUACUAUGCAUUUUCCAACUUUUUCUAUGAGAUGGAGUUCCUGAACCUGACCUCCCCUAAGAUGUCACCAGAGACCAAGUUGUCUGACGUGGUGGCAGCUGUUGGUACCUUGUGUGAAAAACCAUGGAGUGAGGUACAGUACAUGAAGACUGACAUAAAAUCCCUCCUGCCCGAGUUCUGCUUUAGAGGGCGCUACAUUCUCACACUUCUCAAUGAGAUUUAUAAGUUUGAUGAUGUUGACGGAUCGUGGCAGAAAAUCAGCUUCGUGAAGGAUUUGGACGGUACGGAGAUCGGCUGGAGCCUUGGGUACAUGAUAUCAGAGAGCGUUCAUCUCUCUGCGGUUACUCCGACCACAGUUCUCAGUCUAGUUACAUUCGUCCUUCUUGUCAUCCUUUUCUGCGUCUUUCUCUGUAUCUCCAUAGGCUUUGCCCUACAUGCCAUCAAAAGACGAAAAUUCGGAUCAUUGGGCAAAUAUGAUCAAUUGUCUAAUGCAACAAGUGCUAGCUAUGGGACUCUGUAGUAUUAGGUAUGGGGAGAAUGAAUGCUUAUUUGGUAAAUAAGCUGUGAAAAAGCUCAAGUUACUGUCAUUGAAAUUAGGGGUUAUUGUGUCCAUCUGUUUGUAGAUGGAAGUACAACUCAUACGGAACCAUACAAAUUAAUAUUGCUCCAGCUACUUCGGGGAAAACCUUGUAACCAUGUCUUGUUCUAUUUUAUUUACCAUUUACAUAGAUUUUAUGUCCUGGGCAGUUAUAUCAAAUAUUUGUACAGACCUGUACCGGGGUUGUUCUACAAUGUCUUCACUCAUCAACCUUAAGGAGUAACAUUCUUGAUUUUUCCCCUAUAUUUAGACCUGAAUUACCAGUAAAACUUAUCUUUACAUGAUCAAUAUUUGUUUUUUUGUUGUGUUUUUGGGAACAUUGCUACUUCAGCUAAAUUUUUUUUCUUGAUACAAAUUUUGGGGGGCAAAGGUAAAGUUAAUCUUUAGGUUACAGGUUAAAAACAAAGGCUUAUUAGAGUAUUAGUCUUUCAGUUGAAAGUGUUACGUGAUUAUAUCCGUAUCAUCAAUAUCAGCAUAUAACAUUUGUUGUCUUAUUUGUGAUGGAAGAUGUUGGGACAAUGAGAACCCUGUCUGACAAUUACAGAGUUGGAUAAUCAUAGAUUUGUAUACCUCAGCUGAUUAACAUCCAUUGAAAUAAAUAGCCAACUUGCCCAAGGGACCAAAAGAUAAAUGUGAUGGAUAGCCAUGUUGUUGACAUUUCCUGCUAUGAUUGAUAGCAGUAUGCUAGUCUUCCUACUAUUAACCAGGGCUCAAAGUUUUACCAGGUGGCCUAUUUGGCUACCAAGUCAUUAAAUCUAGGUGUCAACUGGAAAAGUUAGUCGCUUGGCCUAUUUCUCUUUAAAUUAAAAAAAAAAUUUUUUAUUCUUAGAUCAGUAUGAUAUCUCUCUGUAACUAUUGGUUUCCUGGUUUCAAAUGUGUUAUGUAGAAGUGUGAUACACCAUUUAGUUAUAAUACUCCCCGUGACGUGGUGCUGUAUAUAUCUGUGUUAUGUAGAGGUGAGAUACACCAUUUAGUGUAUAGUACUCCCCGUGACACGGUGCUGUAUAUAUCUGUGUUAUGUAGAAGUGUGAUACACCAUUUAGUGUAUAGUACUCCCCAUGACAUGGUGCUGUAUAUAUCUGUGUUAUGUAGAAGUGAGAUACACCAUUUAGUGUAUAAUACUCCCCGUGACACGGUGCUGUAUAUAUCUGUGUUACGUAGAGGUCCCCGUGACACGGUGCUGUAUAUAUCUGUGUUACGUAGAAGUGAGAUACACCAUUUAGUGUAUAGUACUCCCCGUGACAUGGUGCUGUACAUAUCUGUGUUAUGUAGAUACACCAUUUAGUGUAUAGUACUCCCCGUGACACGGUGCUGUAUAUAUCUGUGUUAUGUAGAUACACCAUUUAGUGUAUAGUACUCCCCGUGACAUGGUGCUGUAUAUAUCUGUGUUAUGUAGAAGUGAGAUACACCAUUUAGUGUAUAGUACUCCCUGUGACACGGUGCUGUAUAUAUCUGUGUUAUGUAGAAGUGAGAUACACCAUUUAGUGUAUAAUACUCCCCGUGACACGGUGCUGUAUAUAUCUGUGUUAUGUAGAAGUGAGAUACACCAUUUAGUGUAUAGUACUCCCCGUGACACGGUGCUGUAUAUAUCUGUGUUAUGUAGAAGUGAGAUACACCAUUUAGUGUAUAGUACUCCCCGUGACACGGUGCUGUAUAUAUCUGUGUUACGUAGAAGUGAGAUACACCAUUUAGUGUAUAGUACUCCCCGUGACACGGUGCUGUAUAUAUCUGUGUUAUGUAGAAGUGAGAUACACCAUUUAGUGUAUAGUACUCCCCAUGACACGGUGCUGUAUAUAUCUGUUAUGUGUUAGUUUGGAUGCUGUGUUUGGUAUAAUAAGUAGGUUUUUUGUUAUACAGGUGUAUUUGGUGAAUGAUAACUGAGGAUGCUUUAUUUCCAAUCCGUUCAAAUGAUUUGAUAUUUAAAAUUUCUGUUGAUAGAUUGGAACUAAUUGAAUCUUACAUUGGCCUGUAUUAUCAAUAGAGAUAUCUCAACCCAAGUUUAAGAGUUUGACUGGCACAAGGGUUGCCGAGUAGUCAACCAGUACUAGCAUACCAAACUCUUACACAAGGUUUGAGUUAUCCCUGUCCACAGUACAGGCCUGUGUUUGAUUAUCUUUCUCACAUUAAAUU